Messenger RNA from Vigna angularis (adzuki bean), 4680 nucleotides. RefSeq lists its product as uncharacterized. NCBI's taxonomy places the organism in Eukaryota, Viridiplantae, Streptophyta, Magnoliopsida, Fabales, Fabaceae. The transcript is spliced from 8 exons. Bases 804 to 3935 code for a protein of 1043 amino acids. The record is from RefSeq and is a predicted model, not a curated record.
AAAAUCCAGAUAAAUCAAAGCUUCUUCAUUCUAAAUUACUUCAGGAAAAGGGUUACCUACCGGCGGAAUAUUACCGACGGGCUAACUAUUCCGCCGGGCUUAACACACCUUUGGUGAUGCUUUGGUGAAAUAAAUGACCGACGGGUCUUGACCGUCCGUAAUAUCUUCGAUGAUUUAGGCUCAAGAUGAGAGUAUUCCCUCUCACAUUUUCAUUUUGCACGAAAAUCCUUAUUCCCUCAACCCCUUCUCUGAUUUCCCCAAUCUCAGAAUCCUCACACUCAUCUUCUCCAAGGAUCGUAGGUGGUUGCUGCCGGAGUUCACGUGCCUCCAUUUUCUUUGAUCAAUUAGGGCGAAAGUCAGUGAUCUUCUGCAAGGGCCUUAGGUGUGGGUUGCCGGAGUUCGCCUCCCUCCAUUGUGCUUCAACUGCGACGUCAGCUCGAGAACCGCCCUCGCAGUGAUCUUCUCCAAGGGCAGUAGGUGUGGGUUGCCGGAGUUCACCUCCUCCAUUGUGCUUCAACCGCGACGUCAGCUGGACAACCGCCAUUGCAGUUCAAUCUCCCCUCCGCAAGCUUCAUUGGGCUUAAUCUCACUUGCGGUUUACAGACUCCCGCUGUCGAGACUUCACUCGCGAGUGCUCAUGUUUGAAUGUUGCAGUGCUUAGAUGAUUGCUUGAUUCCACCUUCUACAUACUAAGUAUUUUCUAUUAAACUUGAGUCCACCCCAUAUUGCUAUGCUGUCGACCCAGUAUUUCUGAACUAGUUUUCCAAGUAAAGUUUGUUCAAGUUCUGGAUCAAUUAAUAUAUAUGCAAGAAAUGAUCGACAGUGUUAUUCGUCGACAUUCUGAACAAGAAGAUAGUUCUGAUGAAGAGUCUCCUAAUGAAAUCACUCAAAGGUUUUACAACUUAUUGGCAGAUGCAAACGAACCUGUAUUUGAUGGGUCAUCAGAGUCAAAAUUGUCAGUUUGCAUUAAACUCAUGGCUUGUAAAUCUAAUUGGAACGUUCCCAAUCAAGCAAUGGACUUCAUUUCAAAAUUGAUUUCAGAGCUAACACCAGUAAACAAUUAUUUGCCGAAGAAUUAUUAUGAAGCCAAACAAUGUGUUUCAAAGCUAGGAUUGGAAGCAAAAAAGAUUGAUUGUUGUCUCAAUGGAUGUAUGCUUUUCUAUGAUAACGACAAUGGCAAGAAUGAUGCAUCCUUGGUCCAAUGUAAAUUUUGUGGCCAGCCUCGAUUUCAGACAAUACAUCCUGAACGGAGGCAAAAAAAACCAAUUCCAUUCAAGUACAUGUUCUACUUGCCUAUCAUUCCUAGAUUACAAAGAAUGUUCGCUUCAAUGCAAACAGCUGAACACAUGACAUGGCAUGAUGGUAAAAAAACUGAAGGAGUGUUGCGUCAUCCUUCUGACGGUGAAGCUUGGAAGCACUUCAAUCGUAAACAUCCAUCCUUUGCUAGUGAUGCGCGUAAUGUGCGACUUGGUCUAUGUUCAGAUGGGUUUACGCCAUACAUUCAGGCUUCUACAUCACCAUAUUCAUGUUGCCCGGUAAUUGUGACCCCAUACAAUCUUCCUCCUGAGAUGUGUAUGACAAAGCCUUACAUGUUUUUAACGUGUAUAAUACCAGGUUCAUCUAAUCCCAAGGCAUCCGUUGAUGUUUAUUUGGAGCCUUUGAUUGAUGAUUUAAAGAAGCUAUGGAGUGGUAUUUGGACGUACGAUGUGUCAAAGAAGCAAAAUUUCCUUAUGAGAGCAGCUUUGAUGUGGACAAUUAAUGGCUUUCCUGCAUAUGGCAUGUUAUCUGGUUGGAGCACGCAUGGUCGAUUAGCUUGUCCGCAUUGCAUGGAACACACGAAAUCAUUCUCAUUGAGUUAUGGUCGGAAAAAUAGUUGGUUUGACUGUCAUCGAAGGUUCUUGCGCAUGGAUCACAUGUUCAGGAAGAACAAAAAAGCUUUUCGCAAAGGCGAACUUGAAACAGAUUUGCCACCGCCUAGACUUAAUCCUUCUCAAGUGUGGAGAAGAGUAAAACAUUUUCCAAAAGUCACUGAAAGUGGUAUUAAUAGGAUAGAAGGGUUUGGAGAGUGGCAUAACUGGACAAAAAGAAGCAUCUUUUGGGAUCUUCCGUAUUGGAAGGAUAACUUGCUCAGACAUAACCUGGAUGUCAUGCAUAUAGAAAAGAAUUUCUUUGACAACAUCUUUAACACGGUUAUGAAUGUUAGUGGCAAAACAAAAGAUAAUGAAAAUGCAAGAAAAGAUUUAUCUUUAUAUUGUGCUAGAAGAGACUUACAGUUGAAGCCUCAACAUAAUGGCAGGUUGGUGAAGCCAAAGGCGAAUUUCUCCGUAUCAAAAGACGAGGCUAGAAUAAUUUGUCAAUGGGUAAAGAAGCUUAAAAUGCCAGAUGGCUAUUCUUCAAACUUGGCUAGAUGUGUUAAUAUUGAUAAGGUUAGUAUUCAAGGUUUGAAGAGUCAUGAUUGUCAUGUAUUUAUGGAGACUUUAGUCCCGGUUGCGUUUAGCUGUUUGCCAAUCCACGUAUUAAAUCCAAUCAUAGAAAUCAGUCAUUUUUUCAAGGAUUUGUGCGCCACAACGCUCAAGGCAGAUUCACUGAGAAAGUUGGAGGAAAAUAUUCCAUUUAUUCUUUGCAAAUUGGAAAGAAUAUUUCCUCCUGCAUUUUUUGAUUUAAUGGAACAUCUUCCAAUUCAUCUUGCAUAUGAAGCAUGGCUUGGUGGGCCAGUGCAAUAUAGGUGGAUGUAUCCGUUUGAAAGGUUUAUGGGGCAAUCAAAACGUUCAGUGAAAAAUAAAGCUAGAGUGGAAGGAUCGAUAUGUGCAACUUACUUAUAUCGUGAGACAACAUAUUUUUGUUCACAUUAUUUCAAAAACUUUAUGUUGUUGCCAAACAAUGUUAGGAAUGAAACACAAUGCCAAACUGGUACAUGUCAAUCAACAUUGUCAAUAUUUCAACAAGUGGGUCGUCCCGUGGGAAAGAAGUUCACUUAUUGGUUAACUGAUGCUGAAUUCAACUCUGCUCACGUCCACGUGUUAAUUAAUUGCAUCGAAGUUAAGGUCUACCUUGACUCAUUUCUUAUGGCAAUGCAAGUCCCAGAAGGAAGUAGUUCUAGUUUAAUACACUCGGAGUUUCCACAGUGGUUCAAAUAUCAAGUUCAUAACCAAGCAUUAAGUCCCAUAAUUCAAGAUCUAAGAGAUUUGUCAAAUUGGCCCAUGAGAUGUGUUAAAGAAUGGCACACAUAUUUUGUCAAUGGGUACAAGUUCCACACAAAUGCAUGGUCCAAAGGAAGGAAGACAACUAAUUGUGGUGUGUUUGUGAAGAGACUUACUGAGGGUGGUUAUGAUGAUUUCUAUGGGAUUAUUCAAAAAAUUUAUGAGCUGGAGUACAAUAGUUCAUCUACUCCAAAGAGAGUAGUUGUUUUUUAUUGUGAAUGGUUUGAUCCUUCUAGGAAUGGAACAAGAGUGGAUCCUAGGUAUAAUAUUGUUGAAAUUCAAAUGACUUCACGAUACUGCCCAUUUGAUCCAUUCAUUCUAGCACACAAUGUUAGACAAGUUUAUUACGUUCCAUAUCCAAAUUUUCAUACCAUUGACAAAUGUGGUUGGUGUGUUGCUAUACAAACAAAGCCUAGAGGUCGAAUUGAGUCAAAUGAUGUUCAAGAGGAAAUCCCUUACCAAGUUCAUGAAAUGGAACAUGAAAAUGAAAUUAUUGAAGUUGAAGGUAUAUUUGCAUUGCAUGACUUUGAUGGUGACGAUGAAGAGUUGGAGGGACAAAACCAAGAACAUGAAGAAGGAGAAGAAGAAGAGGAUGAAGAAGACAACGACGAAGAUGAAGAAGAAUUUGAAGACGAUGAAGAAGACAACGAUGAAGAUGAUGAUGAUUCUUUGCAUUAUGAUGAUCAUAGUGACGGUUCCAACAAUGAUGACAAUAACGAUGAUGACGACGAUUAAGACAAUUGUAUUAGAACAACCCUUGUGUUAUGAUGCAUGUCAUUCGUAUGGCAGCAGAGCUGGGACAUGUUGUUCAUGUUGAUGAGGUGUUUACACAAACUCAUCUCCGGAAGGGGACUAACACAUACGUUGAUGAAAGGUCUCGCAAGACCAUUGAAGAUUUUUCUACUAGACUUACACAGGCGAGAUCGAAGGUGGGAUUUACUCCUGAUGCUGCCUCAAGAACAAAUGCAAAUGAGGGUAUCAUGAGGACCCAAUGAUGGGUUGAUGUCGUCGAGGGGAAGAAGAAAGGAAUAGUUUAUGGGGCAGGACAACUUGCCUCAAAUUACAGUGCUAUAAGAGGAGGGAUACAGUUAUGACUAGAUUGGAGAUUCAUACCUUAGGAAGGAGUAUCCGCCCCAUCAUCUUUCCACCAGCCACAGUCAUUGACACAGCCCAUGCAACCCACUCCAGUGCAACCACCUAUCAAGCAACAGCCUACUCUAGUGCAACCACAUGUCCAACAACAACUGCCUCAGCAACAAGAUGAUUCUGAUGAUUAUACUAACUAUUAGGAGUUGAUGAACUUUUAAAACUUAGUUGCUUAGUUUAAAAACUUUUGAGUUUUGACGUUUAUUAGUAUUAACAACUACUUUUAUGGUAUUAAUAGUCAAUAAACUUUUAAAACUUAGUUGCUUAGUUUAAAAACAUUUGUGUUUUGAGGUUUAUUACUGUUAACCACUACUUCUAUGGUAUUAAUGAUAUA